AUGACUCUUGCCUGAUCUCUGUCGUCGUCCGGCAGCUGGAGUGAGCUGAAGUUGAUACCGCAAAAAGUUUGUUCUUUUCAGAUACUUCGCUUAUCAAACCCAAAACAACAUGGCGGAUCUAAGUUUUGUCAUCUCCAUGUCUGUGAUGACGCUGUUUUGGGGUAUAGUCGGAGGGGUAGUGCCCUGGUUUAUCCCCAAAGGACCAAACAGAGGAGUUAUUGUCACAAUGCUGGUGUUAACUGCAGUGUGCUGCUACUUGUUCUGGCUGAUAGCAAUUCUGGCCCAGCUGAACCCACUUUUUGGACCGAGCCUGUCUACUGACGUCAUCCUGUACCUGAGAUAUCACUGGCCUUAAUUUCUGCUUCCAGGAUAUUUGAUGUUAGAGAAGGGGACAACCUGGUACUGCUUGAUGUCAUCACAGUAGCCUUUUACUCACUACAGAGACCAUUCCUUCUGAAUUGCCUUAAAUGUGGAUCCCUGUUUGAUAAAUGAAUGAUACCCACACUGGUGCCUUGUACAAACCUACCCAAAGGACUUCUGAGAGAUCUCACUGAAUAUCUUUCACUUUCAAUGAGAGCAGCCUUCACUUUGUGAUUUGUAGUUAUCUAUUAUUAUGUAUAAUGCGCUUUAUGUUGUUGUUAAUAUAAGUGACUGUAAUUAAGUGUGUGGUGUGUUUGUGUUUAUCCAUAAUUGCCUGUUAGCAAUGAUGGAUGCAAUCCAUGUAUUAUUUGUUGAUUAAUAAACAAGUAACCAACUC
Sphaeramia orbicularis (orbiculate cardinalfish) is the source of this 757-nucleotide messenger RNA. RefSeq names its product ATPase H+ transporting V0 subunit e1 (gene atp6v0e1). The transcript is spliced from 4 exons. Gene Ontology annotation, cellular component: proton-transporting V-type ATPase, V0 domain. The record is from RefSeq and is a predicted model, not a curated record. NCBI's taxonomy places the organism in Eukaryota, Metazoa, Chordata, Actinopteri, Kurtiformes, Apogonidae. Gene Ontology annotation, molecular function: proton-transporting ATPase activity, rotational mechanism. Bases 110 to 355 code for a protein of 81 amino acids. Gene Ontology annotation, biological process: proton transmembrane transport.